Messenger RNA from Acanthamoeba castellanii str. Neff, 1383 nucleotides. RefSeq names its product serine carboxypeptidase. Gene Ontology annotation, biological process: proteolysis. Bases 1 to 1383 code for a protein of 460 amino acids. Lineage: Eukaryota; Discosea; Longamoebia; Acanthamoebidae. Gene Ontology annotation, molecular function: serine-type carboxypeptidase activity. The record is from RefSeq and is a predicted model, not a curated record. The transcript is spliced from 11 exons.
AUGGCUCGCUGCUCACUGCUGCUGGGCGUGGCUGCGCUACUGUGCGUUUUGUGUGCCGCCUCUGCGGCUUCCGGCUCCUCGCCGGCGGACUACCUCGUUACCUCCAUCCCCGGCUAUGAGGGGCGAGAUCUUCCCUUCCGCAACUACGCUGGCUACAUCACCGUAGAUGAGGAUCAUGGACGCAAGCUCUUCUUCUGGUUUGCCGAGAGCCAGCGCAACCCCGCCUCCGACCCCUUGGUGGUGUGGCUGAACGGUGGUCCGGGCUGUUCGUCGCUCAUCGGCGCGACCCAAGAGCACGGGCCGUUGCGUCCCAACGGCAACCCGCAGGGCGGCGUCGAGGAGAACAAGUGGAGCCUCAACCGAGUGGCGAACAUGCUGUUCAUCGAGGCCCCUGCCGGCGUGGGCUUCUCCUAUUCCGACACGCCCAGCGACUACAUCACCAACGACAACAAGACCGCGGUGGACAACUACGCGUUCCUGCGCAACUGGCUCAACGUGUUCCCCCACUACCGCUUCCACGACCUGUGGAUCACCGGCGAGAGCUACGGCGGCGUCUACGUGCCCAUGCUCGCGGACCAGGUCAUCAACGGGCCCGACGCGGGGCUCAAGGCGCAGCUGAAGGGCCUGAUGCUGGGCAACCCGGUCAUCGACUGCCCCAACUACGGCAUCAUCGUCAACAACCUCCCUCUGCAGGUCGAGCUCUACUACUGGCACGGAACGGUGAGUAUUUCGGACUACCUCACGUGGCACGCCACCGGCUGCGACGAGGUCAAGGAGGAGUACCCCGCCAAGUGCCACAUGCUCUUCGCGCAGAUCGUGCUGGCCACCGGCAACAUCGACGGCGACGACCUCUACAGCAACUACUGCACUGGCAACAGCUCGCUCGAUAUCUUUGAGCAGACCCCGAACUGCCUGCGCUUUGAGACGGUGGCGAACCGCUGGCUCAACGCGAUCCACGCCCGUGUGGGCACCAAGUGGACCGAGUGUAGCCGCGCGCUCAACUACACCAUGCAGAAGCAGAACAUGCUCGUCUACCUGCAGGAGUUCUUCGUGAAGAGGCCCGACCUCAAGAUCCUCUACUACUCCGGAGAUGUCGACAUUGCCACCGUGCCCUUCGCCUACACUCAGUACUGUCUCAAUGGCCUGCACCGCCCCAUCGUCAAGCGGUGGAAGCCGUGGUAUGCUCCCGGCGUGCAGGCGGUGGCGGGCUACAGCGAGGUGUUCGACAGGUACACCUUCGUCACCAUCAGGGGCGCCGGACACGAGGCGCCGAUGUACCAGCCUGCCCUGGCCUACCACGUAUUCUCCAACUUCCUCCAGUCGGGUGCCCUGCCCGAGGUAGCGCCUCAGCGCAGGCCCGCCAUGGCCAGGCGCCAGUGGUGA